Molecule: messenger RNA, 1629 nt
Organism: Clonostachys byssicola
Lineage: Eukaryota; Fungi; Ascomycota; Sordariomycetes; Hypocreales; Bionectriaceae
Source: the annotation of a GenBank genome assembly
AUGCCAGGAAUCCCAAAAACGAAGGGCUGCUCGUGUGACGAGAAGUGGCCAACUUGCACGGCAUGCCAAUACUCCAAGCUCAAAUGCCCUGGCCCAUCACCACUUGUGACCUAUGCAUACAGAUCUCAGGAACCAGUCAAUGACAGCUUCAACAACUCAAAGCUGCGUUUUCCGAACCUGCUCGCAUCAACGUGGGUUGAAGAUUCACUACCACCAGAGCAGAGAUCAUGCCACAACCACCAACACCAAUCGAAGAGAUACAAACCCAUCAGACCUCGAGUUCCUACCAAGUCACGCAUUCUCUGGAGUCAUGUCCGACCUCGUGCCAACCCAACAACACGACUGAGCCAACUCGCAGCCAAUCUUGUCUCCGUGCUAAACACAUCCACGGAUCUUGGAGAUGCAGCUCACCUUAGCAUACUGUCUUUUGUCCCCUCGCGCCUCCAAGAAAGCCAGUGCUUAUCUGAUAGCGUGGCAUUCUGGUGCAGUUCGCAGAUGGAUGAUCGUCGCUGCUUGGCAAAACCAAGUGUCAACACACUGCGCUACUAUAGCACGGCUCUCCAGAGUCUUCGGCAAGCCUUGAGAAGUAAGCAAGCUUACUGCGCUGAGACAUUGGCAACAGUGGUUAUCCUCCAGAGAGCCGGUACAUCGUUUGAAAAAGCAGUAAAUCUAGACUCUGCUGCCCAUGCAAGAGGGAUGUCAGAAUUGAUCGUGCAGAGAGGACCGCCCCGCCUGGAUGAUGAUUUGGACGCCUCGCUAGCAAGUGAACUGGGCUCAAGUCUGUUUUGCUGGUGUGAUAAACUUGACGGCCAGGGGGGUCGCAAGAUUGAGCCCGCUGAAGAAGUCAAGAUCGACGGGCCUCUUAUAUCAGCGUCAGAGGAAGCUCUGAUCCAAGGCACAUUUGCCAAGAUGGCUGAUUACAUGACCCAUGUUGGAUUGGUUCACAACAACCCACAUCCCGAGAAUAUGAAAGCCCUGGCUUCAGACCUCCUUGAGCAACUUCAGCUCUGGAACCGAGGCUUUUGUCUGACUAUCGACAAUAUUGAGGAACGCUUCACCAAGCAGGGACUGAUGGAAGUUGUCCCCGACAAAGACUUUUUCUUUCAAGGAAAAAUACCAUUUGAGCUCCUCCUCGAAUUCUUGGUACUCCAGAUCAUUAUUGCCAAAGUUCUCCACAGCUUCAGUUCGUUCUGUGCCUCCUCAGAUGAUACCGCCCUUUACUUUGAAAAAUAUCGCAAACUCUCGAUCAAGUACUGGAUGCUUAUUCCUCACCUUAAGAAAUCACAUAUCAACGCUUCACAGAUUGUCUCGUGUACUUUCAGUCUCACCUUUGAGGCUGCUGAGAAUGACCUGGAGAGGGAUCAAGUCCUGGAUGCUGUCAUGACUUUCGACCAGUACAUGGGGAAGUUGAAACGCCACCGCAAACUCUUGGAAGGCCGGGUGCUUCAGACCGCAAAGCAACUUACGGGUCGCGGGGGGGUUCUGCCUAUUCAAGUUUGGAUUAGUGGUCAAAGAGAAUCCAAGACACGGAAAAAGGCCAAAAAGACCACAUCCAAUCCACGUUGGGUCACGAAUUCCAGUCAUAUUCUACAUGGUUGCUUAUUUUUUGAGAGGUUGCUAGAUUGUUAG